Poecilia reticulata (guppy) is the source of this 2705-nucleotide messenger RNA. It is a transcript of the gene mthfd2l, whose product is annotated as methylenetetrahydrofolate dehydrogenase (NADP+ dependent) 2 like. Gene Ontology annotation, molecular function: methylenetetrahydrofolate dehydrogenase (NADP+) activity; methylenetetrahydrofolate dehydrogenase (NAD+) activity; methenyltetrahydrofolate cyclohydrolase activity. The record is from RefSeq and is a predicted model, not a curated record. NCBI's taxonomy places the organism in Eukaryota, Metazoa, Chordata, Actinopteri, Cyprinodontiformes, Poeciliidae. Gene Ontology annotation, cellular component: mitochondrion. Gene Ontology annotation, biological process: tetrahydrofolate interconversion.
CCUUUCUACGUAAAUGUUCAUACGGUGGUUAAACAUCAAAACGCCUCUUCUUACUAAAAAUCAAAACAUACUGUAUGUAGAACAUGUUUCAAAUAGAACCUAUAUAUUACCCAUCCCCUUUUGUGCACGCACGUACACACGCACGACGUACACACGCACAAAUAUGGCGGCUUCUAUUUCACCUCUACGCUCCUCCUUCAGGAUUUGCUCACCGUUAACUGCACACUUUCACUGCUGCCGUGCCAAACUGCGGAUGCACAGAAAGUACGAGAGUCAAAGGAGGCAUCUGUACCACUCUGCGAGAAGGCACAGUGCUGUGGUGAUUUCAGGAACAGAGUUGGCCCGUCAGAUUCACAGAGAAAUCCAGCGUGAUGUGGAAGAGCUAGUCGCUCAUGGCAACAUGAGGCCCCACCUUGGCGUAAUCUUAGUCGGAGAUGACCCAGCCAGUCGUACCUAUGUUAAGAACAAGACCCGGGCAGCCACCAUCCUGGGUAUUUCCAGUGACACAGUAGUUCGGCCCAGCUCAGUUUCCCAGGAGGAGUUGCUGGAGCUGAUCGAUAAGAUGAACCGUGACUGGAGGGUCAGCGGUCUCCUGGUGCAGCUGCCACUUCCAGAGCACAUCAACGAGCGAGCUGUGUGUAAUGCGAUCGCUCCAGAGAAGGAUGUUGACGGUUUCCAUAUUGUGAAUAUUGGAAAGUUGUGCCUGGACCAGAGAUCGAUGGUACCUGCAACGCCUGCAGCGGUCUGGGAGAUGAUCAAAAGAGCAGGAAUUGAGACAGUGGGAAAGAAUGUCUUGGUUGCUGGUCGCUCCAAAAAUGUUGGAAUGCCCAUUGCUAUGUUGCUGCAUACUGAUCGCAAUCAUGAACGCCCUGGAGGUGAUGCCACAGUGACGAUCGCUCACAGAUGUACACCAAGGGAUCAGCUGAAAAAACUAACUAUCCUGGCUGACAUCAUCAUUGCAGCGGCAGGUGUUCCAGGUCUGAUCACAGCAGACAUGGUGAAAAAGGGUGCAGCAGUUAUUGACGUCGGCAUAAAUCGCAACCUGGACCAGCACACAGGGAAAGUCCGGCUCAUCGGGGAUGUGGAUUUUGAGGGAGUGAAGGAGAAAGCAGGUUUCAUAACACCUGUUCCUGGAGGUGUGGGUCCAAUGACUGUUGCCAUGCUCAUGAAAAACACCGUGACUGCUGCCAGAAAUGCACUGAUGCAUUAAAAACAGUAUACACCCUUAAUUUUAGUUUGCAUUGCAGAGAGGUAAAAGCAUAUGAACAUGCGAUAACCUGCAUACAUUUCAGCACACACUCAAAAACAAACCCCUCUGCUGAACAAUUACACACUUUUAUUUCAACAGUUUUGACCUCAAGAUUUCAUACUUGCCUGGAAACCUACUUGAUAUGCACCAUGUUUACUUCCAUAUUUAUUAUUUAUUUUAUUAUUGCAAUUCAGAUUUUGCUUUUGUACAUGUUAGAUUGAUAUUUUUUCUACUGGAGUGUUUUGAUUUAUUGAAUAUGCUUAGAAAUUAGCAAGAAAGAAGUCAUAAUAAAAGUGGGUUUCAGUCAGUGCCAUGUCAAUGGGUUUGUUUUUUCAUUAUUAGUAUUUAAUUUUCAUAUAAUUGAACUCAUCGGAUGUAAACUUUUUUUUUUUUGUCAAUAACAGAUGCAGGUUUUAUAUUCUAGGUAUCAACUAAUAUUGUGCUACUCAUGGUGGCAGCAGAGUAACUAUAUGAUAUUAGUUCUAUUUUUCUUUUUAUAGAUGUUUGCUCAUCACUUAUUUUGGUUGAGGCGUUGCUUUUUUUGGAAAACAUUCCCUCUGGCUUUGGAUGCUGAACAGUGGUAAUUAUUUUUGCUCUUUCUGUUUUACUUUUUGACAAUUGUUAAAAUUCAGCCCCUUAUCCUACACUAUUUGCUUUGUCCAGAGUGUCUGGGCUGUUGAUAAACAGUUGCUUCCUGGAGAUGUGGACUGUGUUGGGAUUUAAAAUUUCACCCAUUUGCUGACGUCUGCCUGUGACAUAUGUAGUGCGCCAGUCCGACAGGAAGAAACUUACUGGAACUUGUCUGUGCUGUAAACAACCAUCCUCCACUGCGAAGAGAGAAGAGCCAAGCAGAAUGAAGCAGCUGUUAAUGUUAGUUCAAUAUUGGGAAACGUGACCAACUGAGACUGAACGGCUGUGUUCACUUCCUGCUAAAACUACAGGCAGACCACGACUCUAAAACAGCACGAAAAGUAUUGAUAACAAAUAUGGAAUUAGAGUACAGCAAACAGAUCUAUGACACAAAUCUGAAUUGUAUAUCUAUAUAGAGCAAUUUCUGGGUUAAUUGAUCUUUUUACAACUUGUAGACAGGAAAACACCAUAACUAGUGCGUGUGCAACAUUUGCUGCCUUUGUCCUUACACUGUGUACACAUUUAUUAGGCAACCAUAUUUUUAAGGAUUAUUUUUAUUCAUCAUCAACUGCAGUGCUCUGCUAAUCUAAAAUGUUAUUAACCUCCAACAUGAAUGUUUAAGAAAACAAAUGUGAGGUUUUGACAUUUUUAGGCGUAUAUCUGUAUUUGCACAAUUACUGGGUGACUACUUGUGCAGAACUAUUAUGCAAGUCCAACCAAAUGAAGACUUUUUUUCCACCUCAAGUGUUUAAUAUGCAUCAAUUUAAGUCAGAAUUAUAAAUAAACAACUAAAAAAACUUUCCAAUAAACGGCAACACAUUUGUGA